Setaria italica (foxtail millet) is the source of this 1859-nucleotide messenger RNA. Its product is annotated as transcription factor bHLH30. The coding region runs from base 178 to 1338 and encodes 386 amino acids. The record is from RefSeq and is a predicted model, not a curated record. Gene Ontology annotation, biological process: regulation of DNA-templated transcription. Lineage: Eukaryota; Viridiplantae; Streptophyta; Magnoliopsida; Poales; Poaceae. The transcript is spliced from 2 exons. Gene Ontology annotation, molecular function: protein dimerization activity; DNA-binding transcription factor activity.
CCCACGCUUUCCUUUGACCGGCGGCAAAAGAGAAGAAGCAACAAGAGCACCACGGCCGGGGAGAAGCUAGCUAGCCACCCGCCGCGCGAGCCGUCCCCCUCCCAAGAAGAAUUCAUCCAUCCCUACCACCCAGCAAGCUAAGCUGCUAGCUGAUCGAUCCAUAGAGAUCGAUCGGGGAUGUGGGAGGCUGGAGGCGUCCACGGCAGCCACGAGGCGCUCCUGCUGCAGGCCGCCGGAUCGGGAGCGGGGGCCGACUACGGCCACGCCGGCCCGGCCCUCCUGCCGUGGCUCGGCACGGCCGCCGCGCCGGGGUUCUCCUACAUGGCCCCCCAUCACCACCACCACCAAGGCCCGCCGCCCUUCGGCGCCGAGGCGGCGCCUUUCGGCUUCGGCGGCGGGUACGGCGAGGGCGCCGGCGGCGUGGGGCCGCAGCUCGGGGUAUUCGGGCUCGAGCCGCCUCAUCUACCAGCACCGCCGCCGCACGGCCUGCUGGCUGCUGCUGGCGGCGGCGCGGGGGUGCCGCAGGGGUCGAGGAUGGUGUCCGGGCUGCUGGGGACCCUGCAGGCGGAGCUGGGGCGGAUGACGGCCAAGGAGAUCAUGGACGCCAAGGCGCUGGCGGCCUCGCGAAGCCACAGCGAGGCCGAGCGCCGCCGCCGCCAGCGCAUCAACAGCCACCUCGCAAGGCUCCGCAGCCUCCUCCCCAACACCACCAAGACGGACAAGGCGUCGCUGCUGGCGGAGGUGAUCGAGCACGUGAAGGAGCUGAAGCGGCAGACGUCGGCGGUGCUGGGCGCCGCGGGGGAGGGGGAGGAGGAGGAGGCUUCGGCGGCGGCGCGGCGGAACCUGCUCCUUCCGACGGAGUCAGACGAGCUGGCGGUGGACGCGGGGGAGGACGGCGAGGGGAGGCUCCUCGUGCGGGCGUCGCUGUGCUGCGAGGACCGUGCGGGCCUCAUCCCGGACAUCGCCCGCGCGCUCGCCGCGCUCCGCCUCCGCGCGCGCCGCGCCGAGAUCGCCACGCUCGGCGGCCGGGUCCGCAACGUGCUCCUCAUCACCACCGCCGACGACGACGAUGGCGGCGAGGAGGAAGAAGGUCGCCAACACGACGACGUGGGAGGCGGCCACGGCGGUGAAGACGACGACGACGCCGCCGACGGCUGCGGAGCCCGCGCCUCCCACCACCACCGGAGGCACGAGCUCGUCGCGUCCAUCCAGGAGGCGCUGCGCGGCGUCAUGGACCGCAAGACGGCCAGCAGCGGCGACACGUCCUCGUCUAGCGGCGGCGGCGGGAGCAUCAAGAGGCAGCGCAUGAGCGGCGCGCACGAGCAAGGUUCGCUCUAGUGUGUGGUAAUGGUAACACGAGCUAGUAGCUAGCUCCAAUGCUCCAUGCCUUCCCUCCAUGCUCGCAUGAAAUAUGCGAGCAUGCUGCAUGGCUACUAGCUACUAGCGGAUGAAACUCAUCUCAAGCUAAUUAAUAUAGUUAUGAAACUAUAGUCACCUCAAACUUAGAUCGAUCGAUCAAGCUGGCUCUUCCUUUUUGUUGCUAUGGUAAUGGUGUGGAUGAGGGAAAGAAAAAUGGUGUCCGAGGUAGUAGAGGGGUAGAGUUUUAUGUAUCCCUUAUAUAAGUUUGUGUGCUUUUUUUACGUCGCGUAUGUAUCGGGGAGAUGGGGGGAAUUUGAGAGGUUAUUAUUAUUGAUAAACCUCUUAUAAAAUGGGGGUGAUAAGGGUGUACAUGUAUAAUCUCUGGCGUAUAAUGGAAGAUGGAAUUGGUGGGUUAAGUUGGUCAUUUCUUCAUGAGUGUGGCAUGGAGCUAGAGUGCAAUGUCGUUGUUCACUUUUCAAUCAUAUUGUUGUUGUUUUGCA